Messenger RNA from Falco peregrinus (peregrine falcon), 5784 nucleotides. RefSeq names its product protein phosphatase, Mg2+/Mn2+ dependent 1H (gene PPM1H). The record is from RefSeq and is a predicted model, not a curated record. Gene Ontology annotation, molecular function: protein serine/threonine phosphatase activity. The transcript is spliced from 10 exons. Lineage: Eukaryota; Metazoa; Chordata; Aves; Falconiformes; Falconidae. The coding region runs from base 322 to 1731 and encodes 469 amino acids. Gene Ontology annotation, biological process: protein dephosphorylation.
CGGUGCCGCAGGAGGAGCAGGAAGCGCCCGGGCAAAUCCAGCCUCGCUAUCACAUGACUCAGCAGCCGCCGCCGGGCUGAGUUCACCCAGCGCUGCGCCGGGAGGGGGGAACCUGCCGCCGCCGCUGCUGCGAUGAGGCCGCGGCCCCGCGGCUGCCCCUGAGCCCGCCGUUCCCCCACCCGGCUCCGCGCGGCCCGGCGCCCCCAUUGCGGAAGCGCGGCGGGGACUGCCGGAGCCGCCGCCGCAGCGCUGCCCGCGGGCGCGCCCCGCUCCCCGCCCUGCGCGGCGGCCCCGGCGCUGCCGCCUCCGGCGGGGGGUACUAUGCUCACGCGGGUGAAGUCCGCCGUGGCCAAUUUCAUGGGCGGCAUCAUGGCUGGCAGCGCGGGCGCCGACCACGGCAGCGGCGCGGACUUGCCCCUCCGCUUCCCCUACGGGAGACCCGAGUUCCUGGGACUGUCCCCGGACGAGGUGGAGUGCUCCGCCGACCACAUCGCCCGCCCCAUCCUCAUCCUCAACAAGGAGACCCGGCGCCUGCCCUGGACCACGGGCUACGCGGAGGUAAUAAAUGCAGGAAAGAGCACACACAAUGAAGAUCAAGCCAGCUGUGAAGUCCUCUUUGUCAAGAAGAAAGCUGGAGGCACUAAUUCUACACCAAACAAGAACUCAACAAAACGGAGGUCAUCACUGCCCAAUGGAGAAGGUUUCCAGCUGAAAGACAAUUCAGACACAGAUGGGAUCAACCUGUACUACUGGUCCCUGUUUGAUGGACAUGCUGGGUCGGGGGCAGCUGUGGUCGCUUCCAAACUGCUGCAGCACCAUAUCUUGGAGCAGCUGCAGGAGAUUGUGGACAUCCUGAAGAACACCGCUGUUCUCCCACCCACCUGCCUGGGAGAGGAGCCUGACAACCCGGCCACCAACAGCAGGACGCUGACACGGGCGGCCUCCCUGCGUGGUGGUGUGGGGGCCCCAGGCUCACCCAGCACCCCUCCAACGCGCUUCUUCACCGAGAAGAAGAUCCCACAUGAGUGCCUGGUUAUUGGGGCCAUAGAAAGUGCAUUCAAGGAAAUGGAUUUGCAAAUAGAACGAGAGAGGACCGUGUAUAAUAUUUCUGGUGGCUGCACAGCCCUUGUGGUGGUGUAUUUAUUGGGGAAGCUUUACGUGGCAAAUGCUGGUGACAGCAGGGCUAUAAUAAUCCGAAAUGGCGAAGUCAUUCCAAUGUCUUCAGAGUUCACACCAGAGACCGAACGCCAGCGACUUCAGUAUCUGGCUUACAUGCAGCCCCACUUGCUGGGAAAUGAGUUCACACAUUUAGAGUUUCCACGGAGGGUGCAGCGCAAGGAAGUUGGAAAGAGGAUGCUCUACCGUGACUUCAACAUGACUGGCUGGGCAUACAAAACCAUUGAGGAAGAUGACUUGAAGUUUCCCCUUAUAUACGGAGAAGGCAAGAAGGCUCGGGUUAUGGCAACAAUUGGAGUGACCCGAGGACUGGGAGACCAUGACCUGAAAGUGCAUGACUCCAAUAUAUACAUCAAACCUUUCCUGUCCUCAUCUCCGGAGGUGAGAGUCUAUGACCUCCUGCAAUACGAGCAUGGGCCAGAUGAUGUUCUGAUCCUAGCUACUGAUGGACUCUGGGAUGUGCUGUUAAAUGAAGAAGUGGCAGAAGCUGUCACCAACUUUCUACCAAACUGUGACCCCGAUGAUCCCCACAGGUACCGCAGAUGCGGGAACUAACACGGGCCUAUUUGCAUGGUACCAGCACAGAGCCACCACCAACGCCCAUCAGAGGUGCCAGCAAGAGAAUGAGAGCUGGGUAUGUAUCUACUGUUUAUGUCUUUGAAAUAUUGCAUUGUAGCACAAGCAGUUCUCCUGAUUCCUAUUUCACCUCAUACUUUGUAGAAGAGCAGUGAAAACAUUUUUUGUAGUAUUACCCCAGUUUUCUAAAUGGUCUCUAUGCCUGUUGCAUGUGUUGCUUUCACUCUGCUGCUUCUCACUCUCCCCUUAAGUCCUACAGUUUAUUACUGCAGUCCGACUGCUUUGUCAAGUUUAAAAUUGCUGUGCAAUUAAAACUUCAGCACAGCUUUUCCUGGCUUGAUGGUGUCAGCUGACUAAAGAAGUGUUGGUAGCAUGCAGUGACAGGGAACUGCUGCGUGUCAAGAGAACCUAAAGGAGCUUGCUCCACAUCAUCCUGUUGCUUUCGCAUCUCUGAUGCCCUAAAUUCUAUAAGCUUGUAGAUCAGGUAAGGCUUGUUGUUUUCGUGGCUUUUUAGGUAAUAGAUAGAACUCUUCAAAUCUGGACAUCAGUUGCUAGAAUUCCUGUAGGCAAUACAUCAGUGCUUAGCCAAAAAAUAUAUUCAUGGUAUUCCACUGCAUAUACGGAGUUAACUAAAGCGACAUAAGGGAACAAUCCCAGUAAUUUAUUGUAUUUUGUACAGUUUCUGUAAAACUGAGGACUGAAGUUUCAUCUUCUUAAUGUAUCCUCAUAGAGCAGUGUACCUUCACAAAAAGUUUACUUCAUGCUAUUACACUGCAGCUUUUAUGGAUUCCAGAGUUUCUUGCACACUUUCCAGGAAGGCUUAUAUAAACCAAAGUUACUGCACAUCCUGUUCUUGUUAGAGGGAAGGAUGAAGGCUUUUUGAAAGUCCUCUACUUUGGAAAACAAAGGAUGACAUAACGUUUAAAGGACAUAAAAUGAUUUCAGGAGACACAGUGCUUUGAGGACAAGUUUAAUAAAAAGAAGUAUUAGCAAGGUAGACAAAAUGCGUCUACAGGUAGAUAAAGAACAUAUGAUUUGGAGACUCAAUAAUUUAAGAAAAAUUAAUCAUAAAUUUGAAGCUGCAGAAAUAGCCUACAGCACUCUGCCACAAAAUAGUAAGAGGAGAGGGAGGAAGCUGCAGUAGAAAAAAUAAUUAGAUCUUUACUGCAGCUAAUUUAAGACUGAUUAUUUAGAUGCAUAGACAGAUGAGAUCUCUGAACCUUCAUCAAUUUGAGGCCACCUAAGAUUAGAAUUACAUUAUUUUUCUUUGGUGUAUUAGCACAUAGUUUCGCAGGCUUUAAAGAGUCGAAACAUCCCUGACCUUUACCCCUGAGCAUUUAUUCCCUUAAGGGAUUAAGGGAUUGCCUUCUACUGCUUAUGGUGGUGUUCUUUAAAGAUGGUACUACAACCAUCUGUAAAGGUUUAGCAUCACAUCAUCCCUGAGCUUCAAGUGAUCCUUGGAUUUACCAAUCUGUUGGUUGGGUUUUCUUCUUGUCUGUGGUAAAUCAAGGCCUUUCCCAACAGGCUCUACUCAGACAGAGCACCUUUCCGGUUCAGUUAUGCUGUGGGUAGCAGUUUUCUUUCCUUCUCCUUACUGCGCUCCUCUCUGAUUUAAAGCAUUUUGUAGAAGUUAAUUGCUGUUUGAGAUGUGCCACCAAGUCCUUGGCCAUCCACCUCCCCCCCACCACCCCCUGUGGGUGAAGAGGACACUGACAGCAUCACCAGCAACGCAGGGAUUGCUGGUAGCCAAAGGGAAGCCCCCUGGAAAGGGAAACGAGUUCUUUGUUAACCUAACAUUGCUCAUUACCUCAAAAUGAGAACUUGCAUGUGUGUAAUACGUUAGUUUUCCUAUUUGAAAGGGGACACUUUAAGGGGUUUAAGUUGAUUUCAGAGGAUUCAACUUUCUGAGCUGUUGUUACCCCAGUUCUUUGGCCCAGUUAUUCCCUGGGGCAACUACUUUUCCUUGCCAAAUUAAGAGCUGGCUGGGAGAUCCAAAGGUUAUCACACAAGCCAAGAUGUAGCAUUUAGCUUCUGAUGUGACAGUUGUUGCUUAUUUCUGUAAUUAUUGCUACAACUUUGGAGGGAAUAAGCCAAAAAGCCUGCAAGUUUGCUAUUUUUGCUUUAGGAAGGUAAGACUUCAGAUUAUGGAAAUUCUGCAAGAUAUCCAUGAGUAAAAUUACAAGAAAAGAUACUGUUUUUCCCAUGAGAGUAACUGUUGAAGACAAAUGACUAGGCAGCCACCCUCGUCAAGUAGCACAAAUUGUUCCUAAACAGAGAACAUUUCUCUGCGCAGUAUAAUACUCAAUAAAGCUCAGGGAUGUAAAAGCAGCUGACACACUAGCAGUCGUUUCAGUCUCUUCAGAAAUUUAGACUGACUCUGCCCAUCCAGAUCUCUUAAAUGUGUAUCGGUUUAAUUUUUAAUCCUGCAGCCCUUUGCAGCUGGGGCACCUUGACAGAUGUGGGUUGAGGCAGCUGUUUCACCGUACAGUGCAGUGUCACAGCACGUACUGGGAUGGGGAAGGGGAGACAAGAAGAAGCCAAAUCCACUUGCAGUUCUCCAGGAUCUAGAAGCAGACAAAUCAGUUACUCAAAUACGGAAUUGUCAAAGAAUGUACAAAGAGUGGGGAACUGCUACAUCUGCAAGCAGUUUAGACAUUGAUUCUGAAAGAUCCUGUCGUCCCCGCGUUAUGCCUGUUUACUUUUGUUCCUGGGUUGGCACCGCAGCUAAUUGCACCAAAUGUCUCAUUUCUUACCAUCCUCCAGCUUUCCCUAGAGCUUUGUCAGCCAAAUGUCAACUGCAUCUCAUCUAGCUGAGAUCAAGGUACUCCACGAACAAGCUCCUAAUACAAACUUCUUAUGCUGCAUUUUCUGAGGAUUGCAUUCACUUUGCUCCCAAUUUAAAAAAAUAAAUUUACUCUGCUGGUCUUUGCACCCCCUCUUAGUGCUUGUUUUUCACCAGCAUUCAUGCAAUUGAAUUUUACAUCUGGGAAUUCAGAAUAUGUUAGAAGAGCUGGAACAUCAUUCUUACCUUUCUCUACUUGAGCACCAGCAUAGAAGCAGUUUAAAUCAGCCAGACAAGAAUCAAAACACACUCUUCAAACUAAGUCUCAUGUCCAGACUUACAAGUAUUUUAUGAAUGGGAAAAAUAUGAAACACAAUGCUCAGACAGUAAAUUUUGCUGUGGUUACAUUUUUCUAAGAAUGGUGUUUUAGCGAAGGUCUGUUUAGCACCAAAAAAAAAAAAAAAAGAAGAAAGGAGUAAAAAAAAAUAAUUAUGGUUAUAUAAAAUUGCCCAGUAGUGCUUCUCUACUACCUCUCCUGCAAGAUUUCCCUGGUGCUGUCUUCCCUAGGAAAGCAGGCAGCACGGGACUCAGGUACACAGUCAGUUAUGAAAUGGGAAAGGCAACACCCAGGCAGAGACCAAGUUCUAGUAAAUAAGCUUUUGUAGAAUAAUUAAAUUGAAUUUAUAACUUUAUAUAUGAAGUAUGUAUAUAGGAAAAAAUUGGCAAGGAACUCUGAGUAGCAACUAAGAUGUUGAAAGAUGUGAUCUGUUUGUGACUGUUCCAGGAGCUGAAAGCAAACAGUGGUCUGUAAAUACACGUAUUUUAGCUGUCAGUUACCCAGAAUACAGUUAAGUACAGAUUUGCACUUCUGUUAACAAACCCUCCACCUUUUAGGAGGAUUAGUGGGGAGGAAAUGGCAAGACACCCCUUUCUCAAGGUGUCUCAUCCUCAACAGAAACAAAACUGAGUUCUAAAAAUUGAACUGGGAAUAACACAAUUUUGUUCAUCCUUUGGAGGAUUCAGCAGCUACCUCUGCACUGAAAGCCUCCUGCAUCCACAGGUCCUGGUGCUGCACCAUCCUGUGGCCAUCAGAUAGGCCUGUGAAGCCACCUGCCCGGCCAGCAGCAGCCGGCAUCCCAGUGAUAGCGGAGACUACACUUCCUAGGGACCUGCAAGGGUAAGCAGUGGCUAAACAAUGGUAGGACACAAACAUCUACAUAGAUGGUUAAAUCCUUCAAUACAGCCUUUUU